Molecule: messenger RNA, 2001 nt
Organism: Nannospalax galili (Upper Galilee mountains blind mole rat)
Lineage: Eukaryota; Metazoa; Chordata; Mammalia; Rodentia; Spalacidae
Gene: Oprk1
Product: opioid receptor kappa 1
Exons: 4
Coding region: 369-1511 (380 amino acids)
Biological process (GO): neuropeptide signaling pathway; G protein-coupled opioid receptor signaling pathway; sensory perception of pain
Cellular component (GO): neuron projection; membrane
Molecular function (GO): dynorphin receptor activity; neuropeptide binding
Source: RefSeq, a predicted model, not a curated record
GUGUGCAGGCAGUUAGCUGUGGCUGUGGGACUGGGGGCCGGCUCUGGAUGAGCAUGGAGAGAACUCCCGCGGGUAUGCCAGCCCAGCGGCUCUGGCGGGUGCCCUGCACCGAACCGCGUUUCAGCUGCAUCCCAACCAGCUGAGCCUCCUCCAGUAGUGGGAGCCACGCUCGGAGCAAGGACAGGAAAGGCAUCCGGCAGAACAGACACCCAGGAUCCAGAGCGCAGCCAAGGUCUAGAGCCAGAGACGCCGGGUCCACAGGCGCGUGGCGACCAGGAAGGCUGACCUGGGGGACCUGGCGCGUAGUCGUCUAUCUCCACAUCCAGAGGUGCCGCUUCUGGUCGCUCUCCAGCUGCCUCUGCCUCACCAUGGAGUCCCCGGUCCAGAUCUUCCGAGGAGAGCCAGGCCCCACCUGUGCCCCAAGCGCCUGCCUGCUCCCCAACAGCAGCGCUUGGUUUCCCGGCUGGGCAGAGUCCGACAACGGCAGCAUCGGCUCCGAGGACGCGCAGCUGGAGCCCGCGCACAUUUCCCCGGCCAUCCCGGUCAUCAUCACCGCGGUCUACUCCGUGGUGUUCGUCGUGGGCUUGGUGGGCAAUUCGCUGGUCAUGUUCGUGAUCAUCCGAUACACAAAGAUGAAGACGGCAACCAACAUCUAUAUAUUUAACCUGGCUUUGGCAGAUGCCUUGGUUACUACCACCAUGCCCUUCCAGAGCACUGUCUACCUGAUGAACUCCUGGCCGUUUGGGGAUGUUCUGUGCAAGAUUGUCAUCUCCAUUGACUACUACAACAUGUUCACCAGCAUAUUCACCUUGACCAUGAUGAGUGUGGACCGCUAUAUUGCUGUGUGCCAUCCUGUCAAGGCUUUGGACUUCCGUACACCUUUGAAGGCCAAGAUCAUCAAUAUCUGUAUUUGGCUCCUGUCAUCAUCAGUUGGCAUUUCAGCAAUAGUCCUGGGAGGCACCAAAGUCAGGGAAGAUAUGGAUGUCAUUGAGUGCUCCUUGCAGUUUCCAGAUGAUGACUACUCCUGGUGGGACCUCUUCUUGAAGAUUUGCGUCUUCGUCUUCGCCUUUGUGAUCCCGGUCCUCAUCAUCAUCGUCUGCUACACCCUGAUGAUCCUGCGCCUGAAGAGUGUCCGGCUCCUGUCUGGCUCCCGGGAGAAGGAUCGCAACCUCCGCCGGAUCACCAGGCUGGUACUGGUGGUAGUGGCAGUCUUUAUCAUUUGUUGGACCCCCAUUCACAUCUUCAUCCUUGUGGAGGCUUUGGGUAGCACCUCCCAGAGCACAGCAGCCCUCUCCAGCUAUUACUUCUGCAUUGCCUUGGGUUACACCAACAGCAGCCUGAACCCCAUUCUCUACGCCUUUCUCGAUGAGAACUUCAAGCGGUGUUUUAGGGACUUCUGCUUCCCUAUUAAAAUGAGGAUGGAGCGACAGAGUACUCAGAGCAGAGUUAGAAAUACAGUUCAAGAUCCUACUUACAUGAGGGAUGCGGAUGGGAUGAAUAAGCCAGUAUGACUAGUCGUGGAGAUGUCUUCUUACAGUUCUCUGGGACGAGAAGAGUUCAAUGAUCUUGGUUUAACCCAGAUUACCACUGCAGUCUGAAAUGGAAAGAUGGGGUAUUUAAUAAACUGAGAAAUUUCAUGGUUUGAAGUCAACAGAUGCAGGCUGCAUUAGUGAUCCAGUGUGUGGGGCAGCAAGGCUGAAGGACAGAGCCCAGACCAUCCUGGCCACAAAUGUACCUAUUUUCUAGGCCAGAGGAGCCAAUCUAAUCUCGGUCCCUCUGACAAACAGAGAGAAACCUCCCCUGGUUUCCUUGAUUUAGUUUAAUCUCCAUCUGUUGUGGCCAUCCUAUGCAACAUUGUUCCAAUGCUCUGGAAAAAAGUAAAAGGAAAAAGCAAAGCAAAACAAAACCAUUAGUUCCAGAGCUUAUUGGACAUUUGAUCUGUAUGCUUAACACCAACAGCAACAACCUCUGUAAAAAUGUAAGACUGUUUCCAGGCUUGUA